This is a messenger RNA of Copidosoma floridanum, 1192 nucleotides long. RefSeq lists its product as uncharacterized. The record is from RefSeq and is a predicted model, not a curated record. NCBI's taxonomy places the organism in Eukaryota, Metazoa, Arthropoda, Insecta, Hymenoptera, Encyrtidae. Gene Ontology annotation, biological process: regulation of lipid metabolic process. Gene Ontology annotation, cellular component: mitochondrion.
AAUCGAUAGGCCUUGUAGGUAUGUGCCAUGGGAAACGGGAUUAGUUGGUAAACAAACUGACAUAACCUCCAACAGAGAUGAGUAGUCUACUCAUCUCUGCCUCCAACCUUCACUUCACGCGUGUGACAGGUGACAGAGAAAGGAACGAGAAAAAGCGAAAAAGGACCAAAAAAUGGCUUCGGGUACCUUUCCUGGUUCGGCACUCUUCACCCAAAUGUUUCGGCAGUUAACCAAGCCCCUGUCCCAGCGGAUAGUCAAGUACGCCGCGAGCCGUCCAUUCUUCCGACAGAAAAUCAUCACAGUCGGUCGGGUUUACGACAGACUCGAUACGAAUUUGAGAAGACUGAAAGAACCGACCGUGAUUGCCACGGAUAUCGCUGCAGCUAAAAAGCCUAAUCAGGAAAAUCCAGCGGUCCCGUCUAUCAAGGACGAACAGGCUGUCGAGAUCGCCUCUCAGCUUAUGAUAGAGGUCGUGGUAUUCCUCCUGCUGUUCCUGGUGGUGUGGUGUGAGUGGCUACGCUCCCAGCGAAAGUCGGAAGCCAAGGAGGCAAAGCAUAGGCAAGACUUUGAGAACCUGGAGACUUUGAAGCUUGAGGCGGGUAGGCGCCUCGAGGCUCUCGAGCUCGAGACCGACAGGCUGAGGGCUGAGCUCGCGCGUCUCCAGGGAAAGAGUAGCUAGCUCGCCCCCAGCUUCCAUACAAGGCUUCCAGGGAGAAAGUUCGUUUCGGUGAUUAAUUCAUUCGCGAGAGUGCUGUGUUUGUGUACCUGCUCAAUUCCGGUUAAUGGACACGAUGGUGUAUAUAAUAAGUACACUGCACCUGUAAUACUUACUAAUAAUACCGAGAGAUUCAUCUUUUGUUGAGACUUUGUUGUUUAGUCAUAUAAUAACGUUGGCGAAUCACUUUUGCUAAAUAUUAAUUCUACGCGAUAGUCGGUGAAACGAAUAUAGACUUGCGCACCGUAAGACAUAAUCCCUCAGAUCCUUUGAAUAAGCUAUAGAAAGCGAAAAGUUGGACGACUAACUUUGUAAUCUGAAGAUCUACAGGUAUAAGUGUGUAUAGGGGCCUUUCAACUUGUUAUGGAUUUUGAAACCCGAGAGUCUGAUGCUAUAGGACUACUCGACGAGAACAAAGAUAUCAAGUUUCCGCGAGGCUCGGAACCCAGCUAAUAUACUUUUGUUUAAAAAAAAGGG